CGCGGUGCUCCUUGCCAGGCAUUGCUGCAUUCGGCAUCAAUCCUGCCUGCAAGCCAGCCACGCUGGCUCUCCGCCGCGUCCUCUCGACGGUCGCAACAGCUGCGGCCAUGUCUAAGCCCCGCCUCCAAUUGAUCCUCUCCCCUGCCAAGACAAUGUGCUUUGAUCCUUGCGCGGUCGCGGACAAGGCCGGCACCAGUGAAGCGGUCGGCUUGCAGCGCGUCGACGAGCUGGCGAGCGUCAUGGCCAAGCAAUCGAAAGCCCAGCUCAAGGACUGCUUAGGUGUCUCGGACGCCAUCGCCUCGGAGAACUACGACCGCUUCCAGGGCUGGGCGAGCGCGGAACCGCGGCAGGCCGUCGUCGCGUACAGCGGGUUCGCGUACGCGAAACUCGACGCCCGCACGCUGACUGAGGACCAGCUCCGCGUCGGCCAGAAGCGGCUCCUCAUCCUGAGCGGCAUGUGGGGCCCGGUGCGCCCAUUGGACCAGAUCAAGCCCUAUCGCCUCGAAAUGGCGUGCAAGAAGCUCGCGCCGCCCUACAACAAGCUGGCGCUGUACUGGCGCGACCUGUCGACGGAGACGCUUCUCGAGGGGUAUGGUAGUGGUGACCGCGUCCUGGUAAACGUCGCCUCGGACGAGUACGCGUCGGCGAUAGACUUCGCGGCGGUGAAGAAGGCCGGCGUGCGCGUCGUCAAGGUCGACUUCUGGCAAGGAGGCAAGAAGGCGCCGACCGUGCAUUUGAAGCAUGGGAGAGGUCUCGUGGCGAGGUAUGUGUUCACGCACGACUGCGACAGCCUGGACGCGCUCAAGGGCUUUGAUCUGGAGGGCUACGAGUACGACGGCGAGCACUCGAGCGACGACGUCAUGGUGUUCGCGCGCGAAUCGGCGCCGCCGAAGAAAAAAGCCCGGACCAAGUAGUUUCCCGUAUAAGAAUCCUGUGU
Messenger RNA from Pelagomonas calceolata, 937 nucleotides. NCBI's taxonomy places the organism in Eukaryota, Pelagophyceae, Pelagomonadales, Pelagomonadaceae. The record is from the annotation of a GenBank genome assembly.